This is a messenger RNA of Camarhynchus parvulus, 288 nucleotides long. RefSeq names its product C-C motif chemokine 5-like. Gene Ontology annotation, cellular component: extracellular region. The transcript has 3 exons. NCBI's taxonomy places the organism in Eukaryota, Metazoa, Chordata, Aves, Passeriformes, Thraupidae. Gene Ontology annotation, biological process: positive regulation of ERK1 and ERK2 cascade; inflammatory response; cellular response to type II interferon. Gene Ontology annotation, molecular function: CCR chemokine receptor binding; chemokine activity. Bases 1 to 288 code for a protein of 95 amino acids. The record is from RefSeq and is a predicted model, not a curated record.
AUGAAGACCUUCACAGCAGCCCUUUCUGUACUUUUCGUGGUUGUCUUCUGCUACCAGGCCGCCUCUUCUCCAUUUUCUCUCAACUCUUGUGGUCCCUGCUGUGUUGAGUACAUCUCCAGACCAUUGUCCUUGAGCCGUGUGGUAAAGUAUGAGCCCACAGGCAGCCACUGCUCCCUGCCAGCUGUGAUAUUUACCACCAUCAAGGACAAGCUGGUCUGUGCCAAUCCUAAUGACAAGUGGGUCAAGAACAUAAUGAAUCAACUAAAGGACAAUAAGCACAGUGGAUGA